AUGGCUCGUACAAAACAAACUGCUCGGAAAUCAACUGGUGGAAAAGCUCCUAGGAAGCAGCUUGCGACCAAGGCUGCACGUAAGUCUGCACCGACAACUGGUGGGGUGAAGAAACCACAUCGUUAUCGUCCUGGAACUGUUGCUCUUCGUGAAAUUAGGAAAUAUCAGAAGAGUACUGAGCUCCUUAUCAGGAAACUCCCAUUCCAGAGGCUGGUUCGUGAAAUUGCUCAGGACUUCAAAACUGAUCUACGAUUUCAAAGUCAUGCUGUUCUUGCUUUGCAAGAGGCUGCAGAGGCGUAUCUUGUUGGGCUCUUUGAGGACACCAACUUGUGUGCUAUUCAUGCUAAGCGUGUGACUAUUAUGCCCAAGGAUAUCCAGCUGGCAAGAAGGAUUCGCGGUGAGCGUGCCUGA
Molecule: messenger RNA, 411 nt
Organism: Sphenostylis stenocarpa
Lineage: Eukaryota; Viridiplantae; Streptophyta; Magnoliopsida; Fabales; Fabaceae
Source: the annotation of a GenBank genome assembly